AUGCACCUCACCGGCCACCAAAACACGUACAAGCGGGAGAGAAUCUCCACCAGGAAAUCGCCUACUGACGCCGGUGGAUUCCCUCGCCAUCCGUCCACCACUGCCUUCAAGAUUGACGGGCCGAGAAAAUUUGGCCGAUCUGAAAUAAAAAAAAUGGAAGGGCUGAUGCCUGCGAGCGUAGCGAGGGAAGUGGAGCGGAGCGAGCAGGCAUCAGCCCCUAUUGGGCUGGGUCGAUUAGUUGGGCCGGGGGUGCGGGGGCGAAGGCCCCGCGGUACGAUUUUGGACGAAUUCUAUGAAAUUUUAAAUCUGAAGGUAGGAUUUAAAGUGGGAUUCCGUAUAAGGUACGUAGCGGUGGGAAACGAGCCAUUCCUAUCAACCUACAACGGCACGUUCGAGUCCACGACCUUCCCAGCCCUCCAAAACAUCCAGGCAGCCCUCAUCAAGGCCGGUCUCGGCAACCGCGUCAAAGUCACGGUCCCUCUCAACGCCGACGUCUACCAGAGCCCCUCCCAACUCCCAUCAUCCGGCGACUUCCGCCCCAACAUUCGCGACCUCAUGCUCCAAAUUGUCUCCUUCCUCGCCCAGAACGGCUCCCCCUUCACCGUCAACAUCUACCCUUUCAUCAGCCUCUACAAUGACCCGGGAUUCCCCAUCGACUACGCCUUCUUCAACGGUUACUCGUCCCCCAUUGUCGAUGGGACCCGCACCUACACAAACGUCUUUGAUGCCAAUUACGACACCCUCGUCUGGGCCCUUUACAACAACGGCUUCCCAAACAUGACCAUCAUCGUGGGCGAGAUCGGGUGGCCCACCGACGGGGACCGCAACGCCAACCCGGGCUACGCCCAGAGGUUCAAUCAGGGUUUUCUAUCCCGAGUCAACCAAGGGACGCCCAUGAGGCCCGGCCCAAUCGACGCCUACCUUUUCAGCCUAGUGGACGAGGACGCGAAGAGUAUCCAACCGGGGAAUUUCGAGCGCCACUGGGGGAUUUUCUACUACGACGGCACCUCAAAGUACAACCUCAGCUUGGGGCCGAGAGGCACGGUGGUGGGGGCGCAGGGCGUCCGCCGCCUCCCUGGGAGGUGGUGCGUGAUGGCCGGGAAUGCCAGGCUGGACGACCCGCAGGUGGCGGACAGCGUGGCAUACGCGUGCUCGAGGGCCGACUGCACGAGCCUCGGGUACGGGACCUCGUGCGGGAGCCUGGACGCAAGGGGGAACAUAUCGUACGCGUUCAAUAGCUACUACCAGAUUCAAGACCAGCGGGCGGAUGCGUGUAGGUUCGCGAACCUGUCGAUGGUUGUUACAAGGGAUCCGUCGGUCGGGACAUGCCGGUUUGGGGUCAUGAUCGACACCAGGGGAGGGGGGAGCGAGUGGGGCCCGCCUAGUUUGUUGAUUCAGAUGGUUGUGUUGGUGGUGGCUAUUUUUGCGUAG
Molecule: messenger RNA, 1431 nt
Organism: Striga asiatica
Lineage: Eukaryota; Viridiplantae; Streptophyta; Magnoliopsida; Lamiales; Orobanchaceae
Source: the annotation of a GenBank genome assembly